AUGCGAAAUUAUGGCGGCCGUCUAUCGGCGGCCGUCUAUCGGCGGCCGUCUAUCGGUGGCCGUCUAUCGGUGGCCGUCCAUCGGUGGCCGUCCAUCGGUGGCCGUCCAUCGGUGGCCGUCCAUCGGUGGCUUGCAAAACUAUCCCAAUGUGGUCAUAAUUCGGCCACAGUGAAAACAACAAACCAACAAAGGAAACUAACAACCCAGCAGCCAACCAACCUCCAAGCAACCAACUUACCAACCAACCAACCAACCGACAGCUCGCUUCGAUCAUCACUACCAAGUACAAACAACCCGUACCGUCGUCGCGGCGUUUCUUCCUCCCUCGCGUCCCGAGGCUCCCAGUUCGAGGGUCGCAUCCUGGCCCGUCACAUGAUUGGCAACGACGAGUGCUCCUGUCUGUCCUGUCGCGACCGUCGCGGAGAGCUCACCCGGGAAGUGCGCAACGCCGUCGCCGCCUUGGUCGUGCCCAGUGUUAUCGAUGUCGACGCGCCCAAUGAGACAGCCCAUCCCGGCGCACCUUCCCGUGAGGCCUCUGCUCCCGCUGCCCGUGUCCCGGUUCCCCCAACGCCUGUCCGUCGCUGCACCGAAGACGCCGUCAUGGUGGUGUCCCCUUCUCCCCGUACCCGUUCCAAGAGAGGCGCCUCCAGCAUCACGAUGCCGUGCUACCAGUCCCGCCAGUCCCCCCACGGUUUGUUCCGUCAGGGCUACAACGGUCCAGACUCGGUGCUCUGCCCCCGCCUUUACGGAGACAUUGGCCAGGAGAACAGGGCCGUCGUCGACAAAUUGGUCGUGGUUUCUGGAAGUUACAAGUUUUCCCGUCCCACCGUCUUCGAUGCCGGCUCGUCCUCGGAACCCGGCUCUCUCAGGGCCCGUGCUGCUACCGAAGAGGACGAUGCCCUUCGCGCUUUGAAUGACCUUGGAUUGGAUGUCCAGGGCGUCACCACCGGUGUUGCCCAGUUCAUUUCUCCAGUCGUCGAGCAGUGCUUCUUGCCAACCAUGACUAGUAUUGGAGUCUUCAACAUCACCGCCAUGCAGACUUUCACCAAAAUCGGUGACGAUCCUGACAACCGCGAUCGAGUCAUUGCCCCGAGCCCUCGUGCUUGUUUCUUCUUCACGCCAGUGAUGAUUCGCAACAACGCGGUCUCUACCGUGAACAACGUCAACCAACACGAAUUCACCGUCGAUCAAGGACGCCGCAGCUACAACAAACGCUUCUGGGCUGACAAUCUCGUCACCAAGAACGGCAAGAACCAGCGCACCUUCACGAGCAUCGAUGUCGGAAUGCUCCAACCCAUCUGGUCCAUCCCCGAACAGGAACGCGAGAGCCAUCAGGAAACCAUGACCUGGAUGAAGGAUCACGGUCCCAUGUGCAAAGGUGGGGUUCCUCUCCUCAGCCUCAAAGGGUGCUACGCCUACGUUUUCGUUGAGUACAUGAAGUCCGACCUCGUCGUCAAGGCGCGCAUGUCCGGUUUCCACCCCGUGUUCAUCAUCAAGAACUGCCUUCUCCAGUACAGCAAGCUCUUUGGAAUCAACGGGUACCAGUUCUCUUCCAUGGACAAGAGGCCCAAGUCCUACCUCACCUUGGCUGGAUUUGCAAAGGGAACCGAGAGUGCCAGUAAUCUAUCCGUCAUUGCCCUCACGAACUCGAAGAGCCAGCUCCUCACUUUGGUUUCCUCCCCCUAGACGGAGUGCCUCGAUCGCCGGCUACAACGUGACAGGCAUGAUCCUUUCCGAACGUCGUUUUCGUCGCACCUGUGCUGGUUUCUUGCGUUCUCUUCCCGGCUGUUUGGAAAACGCAAUCUUGAUGAACCCUAACUGUUAAAGUCCAUUUUCUCAUC
This is a messenger RNA of Seminavis robusta, 1841 nucleotides long. The record is from the annotation of a GenBank genome assembly. Lineage: Eukaryota; Bacillariophyta; Bacillariophyceae; Naviculales; Naviculaceae.